CUCUCUCUCUCUCUCUCUCUCUCUCUGAAGGGAAGUAAAGAUUGAAUGCACUGAGCUUUCAAAAAAUCAGCUAACUUGGCCUCCUGCAAUGCGGGAAAGCCGUCAGCCACGGUGGCGCUGAGUUGGAUCACCGCCCGAUCACCACGAUGCCUCUCCUAGUCAUCCUUCUUGCUCUCACCGCCUUCCUUCCUGUCAGCGCAGGCCAAACUAUCUCCUCUUCCACUGAUCUCGCCGCUCUCUACAGCUUGCGCGCCUCUCUCUCCCUCCGCGCACGCGACUGGCCACGUGGCGCCGACCCAUGCUCAAGUUGGACUGGCGUUGGCUGCGACGCUUCCGGUCAUGUGAUCUCUCUCAACCUGCACGGCCUUCGUCGAACCCGGCUCGGUCGCAUGAAUCCCCGAUUCGCCGUCGACGGGCUUAAUAAUCUCUCCUUUCUCACCUCCUUCAACGCCACCGGCUUUUCCCUCCCCGGCCCAAUACCGUUCUCGUUCGGUCGCUUGAACCCCGAACUCGCCGUCGUUGACCUCAGCCACGCGUCUGUCUCCGGCGAAAUACCCUCAUCCCUCGGAAACCUCUCUUUACUUGUUUCGCUGGAUUUGAGCUCUAAUUUACUGAUCGGAUCUUUGCCUGAUAGUUUGAAGAACUUAAAAAGCUUGAAAAAUUUGAACUUCGGUAGCAAUUUACUAACUGGUUCUAUAAAGGGUGAAUUUUUCUCAAGUCUUUCGAAGCUGGAAUCAGUUGCAUUGUCCCGGAAUAAAUUCUCUGGUUUGAUUCCUGGUUCUGUUUUCUCUUUGCCAGAGAUAAAGUUUCUUGAUGUUUCAUACAAUAAUUUCACUGGGAAUCUGCCAGAUUUCUCUGUGGCAAAUUUUAGUCACACCGGUAUUGAAGUUGAUCUGUCGCAUAAUCUUUUGUAUGGUUCAAUCACUUCCCAGUUUUCUAUCCUGUCAUCAAGAUUCAAUUUUGUAGAUAUAUCUAACAAUUAUUUUCAAGGUUCAGCACCGUUUGACAAAAAUAGUAGACAUAUCUCUAUUGCUUCUAAUUGCUUUCUAAAUGAUUCAAGCCAGAGAAGCACAACUGAGUGUGAGCAAUUCUACCGUGAGAGAGGCAUACCUUAUGACGGAAAAGUGAAUUCGAAGAGCAAGAAGACAUGGAAAUAUAUUUUGAUCGCAGUUGUUUGUGGAACUGCUCUCCUUGUAUUCAUUUUAACUUCGAUUGUGCUGUUUAUACUGCAAUGUAGAGUUCAUUCAGCUGGGCAGGAGAUGAAUGUGGAUGCUGUUGCCACUUAUACUCAUGACGGAGGCCCGGCUCAGCCUUCUCAGUUAUCUUUCAAAUCGCCUAAUACUGGAGAGGUCUUCACAUAUGAGCAGCUGGCCUUCGCAACCUCAAAUUUUAGUGAGGAUAACCUCAUCAAGCAAGGUCAUUCAGGUGAUCUGUACAAUGGAGUUUUGGAAGAUGGGAGUCCAGUAGUUGUGAAAAGGAUAGAUAUGAACAAUGUGAGGAAGGAAGAUUAUUUGGUUGAAUUGGAUUUGUUUGGUAGAUCUUCGCACGAGAGAUUGAUUAGCCUUUUGGGGCAUUGCCUGCAGAAUGAGAAUGAGAAGUUCCUGGUUUAUAGACAAAUGCCACAUCGCGACUUGUCUAAUGCCCUUUACAGAAAGGCUGAGUCGGAAGAUGAUGGAUUGCAGUCAUUGGAUUGGAUAACCAGGUUGAAGAUUGCAAUAGGUGUGGCUGAAGCUCUUUGUCAUCUGCAUUUUGAGUUUACACCACCAUUAGUUCAUAGAGAUAUCCAAGCCAGUAGUAUUCUUCUUGAUGAUAAAUUUGAGGUGCGGCUUGGAAGCUUGAGCUAUGUAUGUGCUGAAGAAGGAGAUGACCAUCAGAGUGUCAUAUCGAGAUUAUUUCGGUUUUCACAGACAUCCGAGCAAAAUGCCCCAGGCUUGCCAGUAGCCUCAUGUUCUUAUGAUAUAUACUGCUUUGGCAAGGUUCUGCUUGAGCUUGUCACAGGCAAACUAGGCAUAAGUGCCUCCAAUGGCGCUUCAACAAAUGAUUGGCUUGAGCAAACUCUACAAUACAUUGACAUCAAUAAAAAAGAUCUCAUUACAAAAAUUAUAGAUCCAUCACUCAUAAUUUACGAAGAUCUCUUGGAGGAGGUGUGGGCGAUGUCAAUCAUAGCGAGAUCCUGCCUCAAUCCUAAGCCUUCUAAACGCCCCAACAUGAAAUACAUUCGUAAAGCGCUCGAGAAUCCAUUGAAAGUGGUUAGAGACGAUAGCAAUUCAGAUUCAACAAGAUUUGGAGGUUCUUCAUCGCGAAGAUCAUGGAAUGUCUUUGGGAGUUGGCGGCAUAGUUUGAGAGAUAUAGCUUCAGGCUCGGUGCCGCCAAGGAAUGGUGGAGAGUUCUCCUCCUCUCGCAGGAGACUGCCUAAAGAGAUUGUACCUGAACCACUUGGCAUGGAGUAUUUAGAUUGAGAUGUUUUUUUGAAUUUUUUGACUGGAAAUUCUUUGCAGGCUCCCUAUUUGUGUGCCUGGAUGUAAUCAGCAGCUGGGGCAUGCAGGCUUUAGUUCUGCUUGUCUUAAAGAGCUCGGAUUUGAUUUGAUUAAAGAUUAAUUCUUUAUCCUU
This is a messenger RNA of Dendrobium catenatum, 2610 nucleotides long. RefSeq names its product probable LRR receptor-like serine/threonine-protein kinase At2g16250. The transcript is spliced from 4 exons. Bases 147 to 2459 code for a protein of 770 amino acids. Gene Ontology annotation, molecular function: protein kinase activity; receptor serine/threonine kinase binding; ATP binding. Gene Ontology annotation, biological process: protein phosphorylation. Lineage: Eukaryota; Viridiplantae; Streptophyta; Magnoliopsida; Asparagales; Orchidaceae. The record is from RefSeq and is a predicted model, not a curated record.